UGUCGCCCAUGGCAAUGAUGAUGGCGACCCUUGCGCGCAACCCAAACAACUUUCGGUACGCCUCUUGCACCUUCAAUGACACGUGGACCACCGUGAAGGGGCGUGUGGACUUCCGACAGUUCUUGCUAGGCGAGGGCCAGCAGCAGGUGCAGGUGCGCCUCCAGCUUUCCGGACUUCCGGUGGCCAGUAGCGAGGUGGAGCGCGGGAUCCACGUGCACGACUACGGGGACAUUGGGGCCGGAUGCUCGCGUGUGGGACCCCACUUCAACCCGGGCAAUACCCAGCACGGGUCGCAAAGGAACUUUGCAUACCUCCGUCACGUGGGUAACCUUGGUAACAUCCGACAGUCCACCGACGGCCUGGUAUCCACACAGUUUGUUGACGGGGUUAUCGCGCUAGAGGGCACUAACGAUAUCGUCGGAAGAUCGUUCGUAAUCAAGCUCGAGCGUGACGACGAGGGUGUGGGUGGCUCACGUGACAGUCGCGUGAACGGAAACACGCGGACGCCCAUCGCCUGCUGCGUCAUUGGGCGCACUACUGCCGCCAACUGGUACAAUCCGAUGUCAGCUGCCGAUAUACAGAACAUGGCGAGGACGGGCCUGAUGCCGGAAAACAGGAUUGAUCCGUUUGCGAUGAACACAAACAUAGACAUGGGCCAGGGAGGCCCGGGAACCGGACCCAUGGGACCGUUCCCUGGUCAACCCGGAAGUGGCUUCCCGCCAGGCAUGGUCCCACAAGGCGGUAUUGGACCUGGCGGACCGACAGUUGGAGGCGGUCCGUUCCCGGGCCCAUUUGGUCCAGGUCAAAACCCCUUUGGUUUUGGAGCUCAAACUGGACCCAAUGACCAAAGACCCAAUUUCGGCGGUCCAAUUGGCGGCAUUCCUCCCCUUGGAUUCCCACAAACAGGUGGACGGCCUGGAUUUGGCCGAAUUGAUCCAUCUGGUUCAACUGACAUGAACGGUUUUGGGCCUGGUCCACAGGGCUUUGGGCCUAUAGGUUUUGGGCAAGGUCAGUCUGCUGCUGGCAGACCCCCCAACCCUCAGACGGGCUUCAGUCCCCAAGGAGGACAAAGUUUCCAGCCUAUUGACCAACAGGGUGGGUUCAUGACUGGCGGUUUCCCACAGGGUGGAUUCGCACAGGGUAGCGGACCAACUCAGAAUAGCUUCAACCAAGGUGGCUUUCAGGGGCCUGGUUCCCCACAGGGAUCCACCCUAUUUGGACCCGGCACUUUAACACCCGGUUUUGGGCCCGGUCCCCAGAGUGGCGGAUUUGGGCCUGUAGGUUUCGGGCAAGUUAGGCCUGCUGCAGGCAGACCUGCCACCCCUCAGACAGGCUUCGGUCCCCAGGGAGGUCAGAGUUUCCAGCCAAUGGACCCACAGGGUGGAUUAACCCAGGAUGGUUUCUCACAGGGUGGCGGAUCAACUCAGAAUGGCUUCAGCCAAGAAGGCUUCCAGGCUGGCUCUCCACAAGGGGCCACCCAGUUUGGAUCUGGCAGUUUUACACCCGGAGCUGCACAGGGGCAAACGUUCAAUUUCAAUCAACAGGGAAAGAGGAAAUAGGACAACAUUUAGUGAUUGAAAGAAUUGAUGGCUGGAUUGUGUUAUCCAUAAAUGAAUCAGCGUGUUAUGUUUUGUUUAACAUUUUAAUACAAUUGGGUUGAGACAUUCUGCAGAUGA
Molecule: messenger RNA, 1676 nt
Organism: Dreissena polymorpha
Lineage: Eukaryota; Metazoa; Mollusca; Bivalvia; Myida; Dreissenidae
Product: basic salivary proline-rich protein 2-like
Exons: 5
Coding region: 9-1559 (516 amino acids)
Biological process (GO): removal of superoxide radicals
Molecular function (GO): copper ion binding; superoxide dismutase activity
Source: RefSeq, a predicted model, not a curated record